This is a messenger RNA of Rodentolepis nana, 432 nucleotides long. NCBI's taxonomy places the organism in Eukaryota, Metazoa, Platyhelminthes, Cestoda, Cyclophyllidea, Hymenolepididae. The record is from the annotation of a GenBank genome assembly.
AUGAUCAAAGCUCUGCUCGGUUGUCAGAUCUUCCCUGUUGAGCAACCCAUGGUGCGAGUGCAAGCUGCUUUGGGACUGGCUCGUUUGCAGAAUCCCACGGAUAAGAAAUGCCCCGUGAUUGAACAAUUACUAUGGCUAUGUCGUCAUGAUACCUCCUCUGAUGUACGCCGUGCUUCGUUGGCUGCCAUUGUCCUCACCACUUUCACUCUUACCUCUGUCGUCGAACGAUGUCGUGAUGUCUCCGACGCUGUCCGCAAAACUGCCUUCACUAUACUCGCUAAUAGGGCUGUGGUUAGACCUCUGUCUAUUGCGAAAAGGAUUGCUAUUCUUCAGGAUGGUCUGACAGAUACCUCUGGUGAGUUAAAUACCUUUUUUUGCUUAGACGCCAAGGUCACGAGUUCGAUGUUUAUCGUUUCAUCGUGCAGUGAUUGA